GUCGCAAUACCACAGGUCGCAACUUUGGACUCACUGGCUCACUGCUGCUGGGACAGCGCCAAACGUCAAGAUCGCAACCAGCGACUACUUAACACUUUUUGACGUCAUCGGGUGGAUAUCGAGGGACCACUUUUUCAGGCGCGGUAACGCGGUGAACACACCAGGCGGAGACGCAAGAAGUUUGAAGUCAACAAAAGCCAAAAACGCGACUGAACGUGACGUCAGUGACGGUUCAAGUUUUUGUAGUUCGUGCGGUUUGUGCAUUGCUCCGAUUCGUCAAUCCCGUCAAUCAGAAUACUACGUAGAAUACUUGAACACGCCUUGGCCACCUUGGCUGCCUUGGCCACCGGUCACCCCACUAACCCCACCCCCAUUUGUCGAGUAGAACGUCUGUGUAACAUGGAGGCUGUAAAGACUUAUUUGGCGGCAUUGGACAACAGUAACACACGAGAUGAAGCAGUGGACACAGCCAAAGACUAUUCAAUUUCUCACGGAAUGUGUAUGAUUUCUAAAUCCGGAGGGCGUGAUUGCUGGACGUUCGUGCCUUUUUGCUUGCUGCCGUCGCCGUUUCCGAGAAAUCAUUACCUUCAGCUAAAGUCACUCCAACGCGAUGUGAAUUUGCUCAUGCACAGAGUGGCGCAUGAUCACGAGUUCUUGGAGAACUGCCUCCAGGGUGCAAUAGAGACGGACAAGUUCACGGCGUCCAUCUACAGGAUUUACGAGCAAGUUCGUGAGAAGGGCUUCCCUCAGCCUCUAAGUCUUGGCUUGUUGAGAAGUGAUUAUUUCUUGGAUGUUGGCACUGCUGAAAACAGGAAGAUGGGUGUUGCUAAACAAGUUGAAGUGAACACGAUUGCUGCAAGCUAUGGUGGUUUAUCACCAAUACUUCAAAACCAACAGAAGCAUACCCUCAAGAACCUCGGCCUUCGCAUGCAUGAGGAUCAUAUGCCAGAAAAUAAAUCGGACGAGCAGUUGGCUAAAGGACUCGUUGCAGCUUGGAGCGCUUACAAGAAGGAGAAGGCAGUCAUCAUGUUUGUAGUGGAAGAAACAACGUACAAUAUCUGCGACCAGAGGAUGAUUGAAUAUGCCAUCACUAAGCUGGAACCACAGAUUAAAGUGAUACGUCGGAGGUUUUCGGAACUUGUGAACUGUUCUCUGAAAGAAGGAAAUCUGAUCGUGGAUGGCGAUGAAGUUGCAGUUGUGUACUACCGGACCGGUUACUCUCCAGAACAGAUGAAUGAGAAGAACUGGGAAAUCCGACUUCUGAUCGAGAUGUCCUUUGCCAUCAAGUGCCCAUCGGUGCAGUAUCACCUUGCAGGAACCAAGAAAGUGCAGCAAGUUCUGGCCACGCCUGGUUCGCUUGACCGCUUCUUCAUGAACAAAGCGACUGUGGAUCGCCUGCGAAACACCUUUGCCGGGCUUUACUCCCUUGACCUGACCCCGGAAGGCCACAAAGCAGCGGAAAAGGCUAUAGCCAACCCAACUGCCUAUGUUCUGAAGCCACAGAGAGAAGGUGGAGGCCACAAUGUCUACGGAGAAAAGGUAAAGCAAGAACUGCUGGCUCUAGGCAGAACCAAGGAGCGGGAAGGCUACAUCCUCAUGGAUCUUAUCACGCCCCCCGUGAACACCAACUACAUUGUUCGUCCUGGUUUUAACGUGGAACUUGCGAAUGUAGUCAGCGAGCUGGGAAUCUUCGGGGUCAUUCUUGGAGAUCAAGAUGAAGUGCUGGAGAAUUAUGAAGCAGGAUUUAUUGUGCGCUCCAAGACAACCGGAACUUCUGAAGGAGGAAUAUCAGCUGGAUAUGGAGUCCUAGACUCUCUGCUUUUAGUCUAGCUCUAAGAUAGAGUGUUGGCUCAUACUUUCUACAGUUUUCUAUUUGGGAGUGAAGUCUGCGGUAGUUUAGAAAGGUACAAGGUUUAGAUUGUAAUGUCCACACUCAAGUGCUGCCUUCUAGAGAAACUGUACACCAAAAUAUGAUGGAUAGAUUUCGAGAGAUACAUACACGCACAUACACUUGCUAUUCAAAUUGCUUAUAUAUAUUCAGGAGCUUUUCUUUUUCUCCCUUAAUAAUUGAUCACCCAUUUUUAAUGUCGAGAUCUCUGGGUACAUUCCAGUUUGUUAGUGGGUUGUUCUGGUCUGUAAUGACAUGAGCAAGAAUAUAUAUUUUUGUUAUCAA
Molecule: messenger RNA, 2173 nt
Organism: Ixodes scapularis (black-legged tick)
Lineage: Eukaryota; Metazoa; Arthropoda; Arachnida; Ixodida; Ixodidae
Product: glutathione synthetase
Exons: 12
Coding region: 400-1830 (476 amino acids)
Biological process (GO): glutathione biosynthetic process
Cellular component (GO): cytosol
Molecular function (GO): glutathione synthase activity; glutathione binding; ATP binding
Source: RefSeq, a predicted model, not a curated record